Messenger RNA from Mauremys reevesii (Reeves's turtle), 3685 nucleotides. It is a transcript of the gene RAB11FIP4, whose product is annotated as RAB11 family interacting protein 4. NCBI's taxonomy places the organism in Eukaryota, Metazoa, Chordata, Testudines, Geoemydidae. Gene Ontology annotation, biological process: regulation of cytokinesis; endocytic recycling. Gene Ontology annotation, cellular component: cleavage furrow; midbody; recycling endosome membrane. The transcript has 15 exons. The coding region runs from base 16 to 1899 and encodes 627 amino acids. Gene Ontology annotation, molecular function: calcium ion binding. The record is from RefSeq and is a predicted model, not a curated record.
CGCUAGGUGCCCGGGAUGGAGCCGGGGGAACAGGCCGACUGGAUGCGGUUCCUGCGGAAGCUCAAGGAGGUCUUCGACGUGUGCGACGAGGACGCGGACGGCUUCAUCCGGGUGGAGCAUUUCGUCGCCCUGGGGCUGCAGUUCGGCCAAGGGGAUGAGGUGGAAAAAUUGGCUAAAUACUUGGACCCAAAUGACCUGGGAAGAAUCAACUUCAAGGAUUUCUGUCAUGGAGUUUUUGCUAUCAAAGGCUGUGAAGAGUUACUGAAGGAUGUGCUGGCUGUCGAAAACCCGGGGUGUCGGCACUAUGAGCCGCAGUACGUGGAUUACUACUACCAGGGUAGCGAAAUCCAGGACGGUGCCUAUUUGGACGCAUACAGUGAGUCAGAGCUGUUUCCUGAUGAAGACACGAUGACUCUAGCCCAGCAAGAGGUCCACCAUGAGUCCGACAUGGACAGUGCCAUCGAGAGCGCGCAGAGCUCUGAGGCAUCCGACGUGUGUGGCAGUGAAGAGAAGGACAGCGUGCUCAGUGGACUCUUUCUGCCUGUAGACAAGUCAAGUCCUCACAACCCCUCUGCAGCCUCUGACCUCUCCACCUAUUCCACUGCCUCUCUGAUCAGUAACGAGGAACAAUUUGAAGACUAUGGGGAAGGAGACGAUGUGGAUUAUACUCCCAGCAGUCCAUGCCCUGAUGAUGAGACCAGAACCAACGCCUACUCUGACCUUGGCUCAUCUGUGUCUUCCAGUGCUGGGCAAACGCCAAGGAAAAUGAGGCACAUUUAUAACAGCGAGUUAUUGGAUGUCUACUGCUCACAGUGCUGCAAAAAAAUAAACCUGCUUAAUGACUUGGAAGCGAGGCUGAAAAACUUGAAAGCAAACAGCCCCAACCGAAAAAUCUCAAGCACAGCUUUUGGAAGACAACUCUUCCACAACAGUAACUUCAGCAGCAGCAAUGGCAGCACAGAGGACUUGUUCAGAGACAGCAUAGACUCGUGUGAUAACGAUAUCACUGAAAAGGUCACUUAUUUAGAAAAAAAGGUGACAGAACUGGAGAAUGAUAACAUGACAAAUGGAGACCUGAAGAGCAAACUGAAACAGGAGAACACACAGCUAGUUCACAGAGUUAAUGAACUAGAAGAACUGUUGAAAGACCAGGAGACAUCAGCUGAACAAACGCUGGAAGAAGAAAUAAAAAGGCAUAGAGAAGCAUACAGCAAGUAUGAAAAAGAAAAGGGCACUGAAAUUGAACUGCUAAAUACAAGGGUUCAACAGCUUGAAGAAGAAAAUGGUGAACUCAAAACCACCGUCACACGACUGAAAUCGCAAACCGAGAAACUAGAUGAGGAGAGGCAACGCAUGUCGGAUAGGUUAGAAGACACCAGUUUGCGGCUGAAGGACGAGAUGGACUUGUACAAAAGGAUGAUGGACAAACUGCGACAGAACAGACUAGAGUUUAACAAGGAGAGGGAAGCUACUCAGGAGCUCAUUGAGGACUUGCGAAAGGAACUGGAGCAUUUGCAGCUGUACAAACUAGACUGUGAGCGCCCCGGCCGGGGGAGAAGCUCCUCGUCUAGUGUGAGUGAAUUCAACGCAAGAACGAGGGAAGUGGAAAUGGAGCAUGAAAUUAAACGGCUAAAGCAGGAGAAUCAGAAACUUCGUGACCAGAAUGAUGACCUUAAUGGACAGAUCCUAAGUCUUAGUCUUUACGAAGCUAAGAAUCUCUUUGCAACACAGACAAAAGCCCAAUCACUGGCUGCUGAAAUCGACUCUGCAUCAAGAGAUGAGCUCAUGGAAGCUCUUAAAGAACAGGAGGAAAUAAACUACAGAUUGCGACAGUAUAUGGACAAGAUUAUUUUGGCCAUCCUAGACCACAACCCAUCUAUCCUGGAAAUAAAAAAUUGAAGGACAAAAAAAGCAAUUGCCUGAUAUUUCUGCACAUGCCACUGGAUCUAAACAUCACUCUGAUACUGUAAAUGAUUCUAUAUAUAUCUUGUGUGAGUGUGGUAUGUUUUAUAUGAUGUCUGGUACACUUAUCUGUGAGUCAUCAAAUUGGCUUGAUUCAUUCAUGCACUUUCAAUAUCUGACAAGAUUGCUACUGUAUAUUAAUAACAGUAUAACUGGAUCACGGUGUUUUAGCUACUGGACAUAAUGACUCUACCUCUGGUUGUAAGGGUGAAAUACAAUGGAAACAUAUGGAUGUCUCCCCCUCCCUUUAAGAACAAGAAUUGCUCUUUCAUUCUUUCAAAUGAAUGAGGGUACUCCCAAAAAUUGGACAUAUCCAGGUGUGAUUCCUGACUGGUGCUGACUACAUCACUCUCUGUUGAAUUUAGCUUUGCCAGAGCUUUACUACUGAAACCACAAAGAGGUAAAAAUAAACCUUUGGUCAAACCUGGACCUUUUUUAAAAAAAAAAAAAAAAUCUGGGGGAGGGGAUCAAACCGCAGAAUUGUUAAUAUCCAUGUCAAAACACCAUCCACUUGUUUGCCACUGUCAGCAAAAAGUGCUUUUAAUAUGAAGGCCACAUAUCCAACGUCAGGAUGAUUGCCAGUCUGUUGUCUAGUGUGUGCAUGUGUAUGUAUUGUGCCUGAGUCCCUAUAGCAUUGAGGCAUUGCAAUGUAUGCCCUUAUUUUCAGGGGUUUAUCACUGGGCCAUUUUAAAAUUAAUUCUGGGAUCCUACUCCUCUGCAUUUUAAGGUUUCAACCAGGGAACACAUUCUGUUUCUUUUAAAUGUUAUGGACUGCAUGCAAAUCCACUUCAUUAUUUUAAAGAAAAACUUUAACUUAAACAAUUAGCUUAAUUCCCUUCCCCACCACCAAAGCACACUGUUGCACUCCUGGGGGGCAGAGGGGGAGAGAGAGAAUGGUGGGAUCCUCCUACAGUUUUGCUGUUGGUUAAUCCCUGAUGUAAACUAAUUUAACCUUUGAACGGUUAAAAGUAGAAAGCACACUUAAGACACCAGUAACAGGUAAUGUGAAACAGUGGGGUUGGAACACACUGCACAAGAGCUUGCAUUCACCACCCAAAUUACCCAUCCCAAAUACUAUAUCCCCUGUCUGAAUAUGCACACAUUCAUAUGCUCUGAAUCAGGAAAGUACAUAAGCAUUUGCUUAGCUUUGAGCAUAUACUGUACUUCGAUCCCAUUGGAGUUAAAGUUAAGCACUUGCAUAAGUGCGGUCCUGACUAGGGAUGGGUUUAAACACCAUUUACGUGCUUCCUGAAUUGGGUCCAUUUCUUGUAGAAUUAAGACCUUUUAACUAAAAGUAAAAUCAGCUAGAAGUUAAAUGCUGUGGAAUUUUAUUCCAAGCACUAAACGUUUGUUUAAAAAAAAAAACUAAAAAAAUGUACACGCUUUAAACUUAAACGGGUGGGGGAGGAAAAAAUCCACCCUUUGUUUCAUACCAAUUGGCAGAAGCAGGGAAACUCUUUCUGGUCCAUUUCUCUGUAAUCAAAUACCUGGCUUUUGCCUACGUGCAUAGAGAUAUUUUCUUGUUUGUUUUAACACACUCCUUGGAAAUGGACUGUUGCAGUAGAUAUGACUGAUUUUCUGUAUAUACUUGCUGUUGGCAGUUUCUCACACCUACCAUUGUCUUUAUGUAUUUUUGUUUGUGUAUGUAAUGCAUUUUUUCCGUAAUCUGAAUACCUAGAGCAUGUGUUGUUACCGAUGUAAAUAUAGAUAUAUAUUUUCUGCA